This is a messenger RNA of Leguminivora glycinivorella, 942 nucleotides long. RefSeq names its product WASH complex subunit 3-like. The transcript has a single exon. NCBI's taxonomy places the organism in Eukaryota, Metazoa, Arthropoda, Insecta, Lepidoptera, Tortricidae. Bases 1 to 942 code for a protein of 313 amino acids. The record is from RefSeq and is a predicted model, not a curated record.
AUGUCGGAUUGUUGCAAACGGCCCAAAAACCCAUGCAUGGUCUGCAGGCGCACCGUUACCGCAAAAACGGGCCUGCAGUGCCAAGGGUCUUGCAAAUCCUGGAUCCACUUCACAUGCUGUAGCUAUACUCCCGGAAAAAUCAAAGAUAUCAAGGCCAAAAUUAUCAAAGUACGAUGUCCAUGCCCAGACUGCUCCACGCAAGGACCCAAAGAAAUAGUCAUGAAGGACUCGAGUUUCACAUGCAUUAACAAAACCUGUCCUAUAAACAAUCCACCGAAAUGCGCUAAAGAUCGCGACAACAACAAUAAAAUGGUCCAGCAGCCUUCGCCUUGUAAACUGAGCUGUAAGGAGUGGCCGGGUGUUCCGUGCAGUGGCAACUCCUGCCAGGCAAAUACGCAAGAAGAAUGCUGUCCUCCUGAUCCGCGAGCGUGUCCUAUCCCGACCCCACCGCCGGGCUGUCCUCCGCCGCCGCCGCCGCCGGCGCCUUGCAUUCCGGCGCCAGUGCCUUGCCCGCGGCCGCAGCCUCCGCCGAAGCCUUGUUCGCCGUCGACGCCGCCGUGCCGUCCGCAGCACCACCGACCCUCGGAACAGUCGGACAUGCCUCAGCACAUGCAGACUCAACAAUCACACACACCACCGCAAUACUACCAACAGAACUCGCCUGGCCACACCUCGAACACGGGGUCUCCGGCUCGGCGCAUGUCACCUUCGUCCACCCCAGUGAUGCCUUCUAUAAGUCUCGUCGAGAACAUGUGCGAGACUGUUGGGCUUUUGAGUGACCAGCUCAAUCAGUUGAUGAGUAAGAUGACAGACGUGUUGAACCCGAGUACGAACAGCAGAAUGCCAUCAGAGCCGGACCCGACCCCGUGUCGUUGCCCGAAAAAUCCUGUACCCACCUGCAACAUACCACAGCCGCCUGCGUGCAAUUAUAAUAGGCGAUAA